Paramecium primaurelia is the source of this 825-nucleotide messenger RNA. The record is from the annotation of a GenBank genome assembly. Lineage: Eukaryota; Ciliophora; Oligohymenophorea; Peniculida; Parameciidae.
AUGACUGAGUUUAAAGAAGUAUACUCAUAAUGUAUUUAGGAUAAAUUCUUUAAUAAAUCUGGAGAUUCUGAAGAUUCAGCUGACAAAUUAAGAAAGAAAAUUCAAAAAUCUAAACAUUAAGGGGGUAUUACAACAUCUUCUAAGAUUCGAGAAAUGUUUAAAAAGUAACAGUUCAAAGAGAUUGUUAAUUGGGCUGAAAAAGAUUCUUCAAAUACAAUUAUUCAUGAAUAUGAUGAGAUUAAGGUGAAUUCACAAACUCUGUAAGUAGGAUAAAAUGCAUUAAUUAAAAAUGCCAACAAUCCAUCUGAAGAUUAUGUAGGGAAAAUAUAGAGAAUAAUUACAAUAAAUGAAAAUAAAUCAUCAAAACUUAUUUGUCUAUGUGAAGUUAGAUGGUAUCCACGAUAGUCAAUAAUAGGUUUUAUCGUAAAAGUGAAGUGAUUAAAUUUAGACCUUAGGCUAAGAGUUGGAUAUCAAACAGUGAAGUCUUUAGUACUACUUGUACAGAUUAUAUAUUGGCAUCAGCCAUUUUAUCUCCUUGCAUCAUAUACUCUUUAGAAGAAUAUGAAAGUGCGUAAACUUUGGAUAAAUGCACAUUUUUUACAAGAUUAGGAUGGAUACCAAGUAAAAAUAGAUUUGAGGGUUUUAUGAAAUUAUAGAAUCAUUGCACAUGUAAAUAACCAUUAAAUCCUGAUUUGCCUUCAAUUUAAGUAUUGAAUCCAAAAUAUUUAGUGUGAUAAAUGUCAGAAAUGGUAUCAUAUGAAUUGUGUUGGCGUUACUAAAGCAGAUUAUGAUUAAAAAGACUAUAUCUGUGGAUGUUGUAGAUGA